Rhinolophus ferrumequinum (greater horseshoe bat) is the source of this 2453-nucleotide messenger RNA. It is a transcript of the gene RIOX1, whose product is annotated as ribosomal oxygenase 1. Gene Ontology annotation, cellular component: nucleolus. The record is from RefSeq and is a predicted model, not a curated record. Bases 69 to 1985 code for a protein of 638 amino acids. Gene Ontology annotation, molecular function: histone H3K4 demethylase activity; histone H3K36 demethylase activity. The transcript has a single exon. Lineage: Eukaryota; Metazoa; Chordata; Mammalia; Chiroptera; Rhinolophidae.
ACAGUGCAGCCGCAACGUGCGUGCGCCCGUCUCGCUUGCUGCCGCCGGGUUCCGUGGAGGGUUGGAUCAUGGACGGACUCCGAGCUGGUGCAGGGCUGUUGAGGCGCGGGCGGCUGAGACGCCGGCGCCAGCCGCAGCCACAUAGCGGGUCAGUGCUGGCCCUGCCCUUGAGGCCCAGGAAGAUCCGAAGGCAGCUGAGAAGAAGUGUUGCGUCCCGCAUGGCCGCGCUGAGGGCCCAGACGCUGCCAAGCGAGGACUCGGAGGACUCGAGGGUGGAGUCAACAGUGGACGAUCCCGGGGACUCGCUGCCUGGUGGAGCGACGGCCACCCCAGAUGCAGCUCGGCAAGAGCCGUACGGCCAACUCGGUCCUGCAGAGCUGCUGGAAGGCUCGCCCGCGGCCCGCUCUCUGCAGACCCCGCCAUCGCGCCUGGUGCCGGCUUCGGCGCAGACCGCGCGCCUGGUGGAGGUGCCCGCCGCACCCACCCGCGUGGCGGAGACCUCGGCCCUGCUGUGCUCUGCCCAGCACUUGGCGGCUGCCCCACCGUCCGUGACCCCUGCGACGCUGUCGGGGCCGCAGGUGGAUAGCACGGGCGGGGAGCUGACCUGGGACUCGCCGCUACAGCGCGUCUUGGCGGAGCUGAACAGCAUCCCCAGUAGCCGGCGGCGGGCGGCGCGCCUCUUCGAGUGGCUCAUCGCUCCCAUGCCACCCGAUCAUUUCUACCGGCGUCUGUGGGAGCGGGAGGCGGUGCUCGUACGGCGGCAGGACCACACCUACUACCAGGGUCUUUUCUCUACGGCGGAUCUGGACUCCAUCCUGCGCAAUGAGGAUGUGCAGUUCAGCCAGCACCUGGAUGCCGCGCGCUACCUAAACGGGCAGCGCGAGACCUUGAACCCGCCAGGCCGCGCCCUGCCCUCCGCCGCUUGGUCCCUAUACCAGGCCGGCUGCUCCCUUCGCCUUCUUUGUCCGCAGGCUUUCUCGACCACCGUGUGGCAGGUUUUGGCUGUGCUCCAGGAGCAGUUUGGAAGUAUGGCAGGCUCCAACGUUUACCUCACGCCCCCCAACUCGCAGGGCUUUGCCCCCCACUACGACGACAUAGAGGCUUUUGUGCUACAGUUGGAAGGUAGGAAACUCUGGCGUGUCUACCGACCCCGCGUCCCGACUGAGGAACUGGCCCUGACAUCCAGCCCUAACUUCAGCCAGGACGACCUCGGUGAGCCGGUGCUGCAGACCGUGCUGGAACCUGGAGAUUUGCUCUAUUUUCCUCGGGGCUUCAUUCACCAAGCCGAAUGCCAGGAUGGAGUGCACUCUCUGCACCUCACCUUGUCCACGUACCAGCGCAAUACCUGGGGCGACUUCCUGGAGGCCGUACUGCCUCUGGCAGUGCAGGCUGCAAUGGAAGAAAACGUGGAGUUUCGUAGGGGUCUGCCCAGAGACUUUAUGGAUUACAUGGGGGCCCAGCAUUCGGAUUCCAAGGAUCCGCGAAGAACCGCUUUCAUGGAGAAGGUGCGGGUCUUGGUUGCCCGCUUGGGACACUUUGCCCCUGUCGAUGCUGUGGCUGACCAGCGAGCCAAAGAUUUUAUCCACGAUUCUAUGCCUCCUGUGCUGACUGAUAGGGAGAGAGCACUAAGUGUUUAUGGGCUCCCAAUUCGCUGGGAGGCUGGAGAACCUGUGAACGUGGGGGCCCAGUUGACAACAGAAACAGAAGUGCACAUGCUUCAGGAUGGGAUAGCUCGGCUGGUGGGUGAGGGAGACCAUUUGUUUCUCUAUUAUACAGUGGAAAACUCUCGCGUUUACCAUCUGGAAGAGCCCAAGUGCUUGGAGAUAUACCCCCAGCAAGCUGACGCUGUGGAACUCUUGCUCCGCUCCUAUCCAGAGUUUGUGAGAGUAGGGGACCUACCCUGUGACAGUGUGGAGGAACAACUUUCCUUGGCAACCAUGUUAUAUGACAAAGGGCUGCUGCUCACCAAGAUGCCUCUUACCUGAAGGAGUUUCUUGUUGAUUGCUGGAAACAAGGCAGUAGUGUGAUUCCUACCACCACUACCUUGUUUUUGGAAAAACUCACGUUCUUACCUUGAUAAUCAUCAGUGAGCUCACAUUUACCUUUAAGACUGCUUCAAUGUCACAGAGUUCAGAUGGUCUUCUAGGAACCACCACCUCAUCUAGGCGCAAAAGUAAAAGCAGAAGUUGAAGGUGGAAAAACGGAGCUGUUUCUGCAGAAGUAACCUUGAUCCCUGAUCAUUUCAGAGUACCAACUUCAUCAUCACCCUCAGGCUUUCGUGUACUGUGUAGCACUUGCUGUGUCAUUCUGCUUGAGACAUUAGAAGUUUUUAUUUGGAAUUUGCAUCCUUCAUUUGAGUUCUCUUUCAUCAGUUUGGGGGAGGGUUGGGGUCAGUAUCCUGUUUGUUACUGUGAGUUUGUAUGAAUGUUAGAAAAGUUAUUAAAAUGCCAAAG